GAGUCAACAAGUCUUCGCUCCCUGAACUCCACAACAGUCAGUCUGUCCAGGAGAAGUGUGGACUGUACAACGGACCGGACUAGCGCUGGUUUUCCUCUCAGCUAUCACGCUUUUUCGGGCUGUGUUUACUGUGUUUUGUCGCCGUUUUCCAACCUACCGCCUGACAGUCCGUUAUUAACCCGCCGCAGGCAGCCAUGCUGCGCUGUUAGCGGACAGCGGACCGCUGUCAGCUUUAUUCAUGGACUCAGCGCGAAGUUCAGCUGAAAGAGUUUCUGUCUGGGGACUGCUGCAAGGCUGACCUCCUACACUCACUAACGAGGGACUAUGAAUCUGUGUUUGGACAGUAUGGACGUCAUGAAGAUUGUGCUGCUCAUCUUUGAGACCAUGUUGCUGACCGACUGUGUGAGAGGACCUCCUCGGGUUUCGGACCGGGUCACCCACAGACAAACGGCCCGUUUGGGAAGCGCCAUCAAGCUGCCAUGUCCCGUGGAAGCAGACCCGCCGCCCUUCAUCCGGUGGACCAAAGACGGACGCAUCAUCCACAGCGGCUGGAUCCGCUUCCGCGUGCUUCGGAUGGGCCUGAAGAUCAAGGAGGUGGAGGCCGACGACGCCGGGACCUUCAACUGCCAGGCAACGAACGGCUUCGGCAGCGUCAACGUCAACUACACCCUCAUCAUUAUCGAUGACCCUCGUUCUGAUAAUUCAGGACCAUCAAACGGAGCAGAACCAGAACCAGGUGGUGACAAAUUGGCUCGUCCUCGCUUCACGCAGCCGGAGAAGAUGCGGCGCAGGGUGAUAGCGUGUCCCGUGGGCAGCACGGUGCGCCUCAAGUGUUCAGCCAGCGGAAACCCUCGACCCGACAUCGUGUGGCUGAAGGACGACCGGCCCCUGACGGAGCAGGAAGUCGGCGAGGGCCGCCAGAGGAAGUGGACUCUGAGUCUGAAGAAUGUGGUGCCGGAGCACAGCGGCAAAUACACCUGCAGGGUCUCCAACCGGGCCGGGGAGAUCAACGCCACCUACAAGGUCGAAGUCAUCCAAAGGACGAGCUCCAAACCGGUUCUGACCGGGACGCACCCGGUAAACACCACGGUGGACUACGGGGGCACCACGUCCCUCCAGUGCAAAGUGCGCAGCGACGUGAAGCCGGUCAUCCAGUGGCUAAAGCGCGUGGAGUCCCACGAGGAGAGCCGCUACAACUCCACCAUCGAAGUGGGGGACCACAGGUUUGUGGUGCUGCCCACCGGGGAGGUGUGGUCCCGGCCCGACGGCUCCUACCUCAACAAGCUGCUCAUCACCCGCGCCAAGGAGGACGACGCCGGCAUGUACAUCUGCCUCGGCGCCAACACCAUGGGCUACAGCUUCCGCAGCGCCUUCCUGACGGUGCUGCCAGACACGAAGCUGCCCGUCUCCCUGCUCCCGUCCAACACCAGCUCCCUCCCCUGGCCCGUCAUCAUCGGCAUCCCGGCUGGAGUAGUCUUCAUCUUCGCCACGAUCCUGCUGUGUUUCUGCCAGAGCAGGAAGCACUGCCCACCUCCCAGCGCCGCGCCGCCGCAGAGCUCCCACCGCGUGCCGUACCGAGAGCGGGACCGGGGCUGCCCCGCGCCGUCCUCCAGCUCCUCCAGCCCGGACAAAGACUGCCUGAACUACGAGGACUACCUGGCCCAGCAGCAGCUGCUCCUCAGCCAGGCCGGACCCAGCGUCCCGCCCAAAAUCUACCCCAAAAUCUACACGGACAUCCACACGCACACCCACUCCCACGUGGACGGGAAGGUGCACCAGCACCAGCACAUCCAUUUUCAGUGUUAGCCUGAACUGCCAUCCUUCAUCAAGAACGCUUGCUUGGAAAACCCAGAAAAAGUGUGUUACCCAACAAAACUUCCACAUCCUGGUGCUUUUUCUACCUGUUAGAAGCUCACACUACUUUUACGCCGACUUUGGGUUUUCCUAAACGGAUGUUUGGGUCCGACGAGCGCGGAGGAUGCAAACGAAAAGGGUACUAAAGGUUCACAGAAGGGCUGGUUUAAAGCUUUGACUCAGGUUGUUUGUUAAAGAUGCAUUUGUUAGGAAUGCUGACCACUACCGUUCUCCAUCCCACUCCCACUGGUAGCUGUUUAUGGCAUGCAGACGUUGCCAAAGACUGCAAAGGGUGGAGGGAUUGUGUUCCCACCCUCCAUGUAAACUGUUCUGGUCCUCUGUAAUCUUUAUUAUUUAACUUUCUUUCUGUAGGUUCCCAUUAUUAGUCUUUAGCAUGUUGGGACGAACCGGCAGAGACCACCUCCUUAUCCAACAACAGUUUAUUAAGCUGUAGUCAGAAUAUUUAAUUUAUUUUCUUAAAAAUGUAUCAAAGGUUUAUUUUUCAGAGUAAGUCAUUUUUCAUAUCUAUGUAAUAUUAAUAAAGUAUACUGUUUGUGUAUUGUA
This is a messenger RNA of Poecilia latipinna (sailfin molly), 2418 nucleotides long. Its product is annotated as fibroblast growth factor receptor-like 1. The transcript is spliced from 7 exons. The record is from RefSeq and is a predicted model, not a curated record. Gene Ontology annotation, cellular component: plasma membrane. Gene Ontology annotation, molecular function: fibroblast growth factor receptor activity; fibroblast growth factor binding. NCBI's taxonomy places the organism in Eukaryota, Metazoa, Chordata, Actinopteri, Cyprinodontiformes, Poeciliidae. Bases 325 to 1806 code for a protein of 493 amino acids.